This is a messenger RNA of Mustela erminea (ermine), 800 nucleotides long. Its product is annotated as histone H2A type 1-B. The record is from RefSeq and is a predicted model, not a curated record. Gene Ontology annotation, molecular function: structural constituent of chromatin; protein heterodimerization activity; DNA binding. The coding region runs from base 47 to 439 and encodes 130 amino acids. Gene Ontology annotation, cellular component: nucleosome. NCBI's taxonomy places the organism in Eukaryota, Metazoa, Chordata, Mammalia, Carnivora, Mustelidae. The transcript has a single exon.
AGUUUCAUUUUGGCAAGUUAUUGCGGUGGUAAAGCUUAAGGUUAGUAUGUCAGGUCGCGGGAAGCAGGGUGGCAAGGCGCGCGCCAAGGCCAAGACACGCUCGUCGCGGGCGGGUCUGCAGUUCCCCGUGGGCCGCGUGCACCGCCUGCUGCGCAAGGGCAACUACUCGGAGCGGGUCGGGGCCGGCGCGCCGGUGUACCUGGCGGCCGUGCUCGAGUACCUGACGGCCGAGAUCCUGGAGCUGGCGGGCAACGCGGCGCGCGACAACAAGAAGACGCGCAUCAUCCCGCGCCACCUGCAGCUCGCCAUCCGCAACGACGAGGAGCUCAACAAGCUGCUGGGCCGCGUCACCAUCGCGCAGGGCGGCGUGCUGCCCAACAUCCAGGCCGUGCUGCUGCCCAAGAAGACCGAGAGCCACCACAAGGCCAAGGGCAAGUAGAAGACUGGCAGAGUUGGCAGUUCAAGUCCCCUGUCUAAACCCAAAGGCUCUUUUCAGGGCCACCUGUAUUUUCUGAAAAAGAAGUUGAACAUUUAAUUUGGUAAAUGGGAAGAGAAGGUGAAGUCUAGAAAAGCGGAGUAUUCUUUAACUCCUAACCCGGGUUGAAAGCCCAGCUCCCUAUGUCUAGUCCCAAACUGCCAUGUACGAUAGAUUGUUGCAUUUGAGAUUUGCAGUGACUGUAAACACCUUGCGUAGCUCGUCUAAUGGUUUCAGUAGGUAGUGUGCGUCCACAGACAGCCAUUAGCUUUUGUAAGUUGACAUUUCUGGUGCACCUCAGCUUCCCUGGCUGAGUUUAGCAGCU